Penicillium manginii is the source of this 201-nucleotide messenger RNA. RefSeq lists its product as uncharacterized. NCBI's taxonomy places the organism in Eukaryota, Fungi, Ascomycota, Eurotiomycetes, Eurotiales, Aspergillaceae. The record is from RefSeq and is a predicted model, not a curated record. Bases 1 to 201 code for a protein of 66 amino acids. The transcript is spliced from 2 exons.
AUGAAGUACACUAUGUUCCUGAUCGCCUCUUUCCUCGGCCUAGCCAUGGCCGCUGGUAACUGCCCUGAUUUCCCUUCUUGCCACUGUCCUGGGGACCUCUGCAGAAUCGGUGAUAAUAAACCCGGUGAUGGCCAGGGCGUUUGCUGCGAAGGAAAAUCUUGCGUCCGGUCAGGCUCAAGCGAGAACUGGUAUUGCCGAUAG